Messenger RNA from Mirounga angustirostris (Northern elephant seal), 2669 nucleotides. It is a transcript of the gene VDAC1, whose product is annotated as voltage dependent anion channel 1. The transcript is spliced from 8 exons. Gene Ontology annotation, cellular component: mitochondrial outer membrane. Gene Ontology annotation, molecular function: voltage-gated monoatomic anion channel activity. Bases 214 to 1041 code for a protein of 275 amino acids. Gene Ontology annotation, biological process: monoatomic anion transmembrane transport. NCBI's taxonomy places the organism in Eukaryota, Metazoa, Chordata, Mammalia, Carnivora, Phocidae. The record is from RefSeq and is a predicted model, not a curated record.
AGCGAACCGGAAGACCCUCCCGCCUCCACGCCAGCUUCGACCCGGAGGAUUUCCAGCCACGACUGGCCCGCGCGGGCGGCCGGCACGCGUGUCCCCGCGCACGCACACGGCUUGCGAACGUCAGCCCUCACGCCGCCUCGUCCCCGUCGCGGGCCCGCACACCCGGUGGGCACGCGCACCCGCGGCGGGCGCUGAGAGCGCAGGGAGCAGAAGAUGGCUGUGCCUCCCACGUAUGCUGAUCUUGGCAAAUCUGCCAGGGAUGUCUUCACCAAGGGUUAUGGAUUUGGCUUAAUAAAACUUGACUUGAAAACAAAAUCUGAGAAUGGACUGGAAUUUACAAGCUCAGGUUCAGCCAACACUGAGACCACCAAAGUGACGGGCAGUCUGGAAACCAAGUACAGAUGGACCGAAUAUGGUCUGACGUUUACAGAGAAAUGGAACACUGACAACACACUAGGCACAGAGAUCACUGUGGAAGAUCAGCUUGCACGUGGACUGAAGCUGACCUUUGAUUCAUCCUUCUCACCAAACACGGGGAAAAAAAAUGCUAAAAUCAAGACCGGGUAUAAGCGGGAGCACAUCAACCUGGGCUGUGACGUGGAUUUCGACAUUGCCGGUCCUUCAGUCCGGGGUGCUGUGGUGCUGGGAUAUGAAGGCUGGCUGGCUGGCUACCAGAUGAAUUUUGAGACUGCAAAGUCUCGAGUGACCCAGAGCAACUUUGCGGUUGGCUACAAGACUGACGAAUUCCAGCUCCACACUAACGUAAACGAUGGGACAGAAUUUGGUGGCUCCAUUUAUCAGAAGGUGAACAAGAAGUUAGAGACCGCUGUCAAUCUGGCCUGGACAGCAGGAAAUAGUAACACUCGCUUUGGAAUAGCAGCCAAGUAUCAGAUCGACCCUGAUGCCUGCUUCUCGCUCCUGUAUUGGAUAUUAAGAAACCAGGCCCUGGCAUUUAGCAGUUGGCAUCUAAUCUUGCAGACUCAGUGGCAUUGCUCACGGACCUUUGAAUUGCUGCACGAUUUUUGCAUUAAAUCCUGUUGAAUUCAUCUCUGUUGUCAGAGGGCACUGCUAGCUGCAUCCCUUUUGGGGUGGAAUGAGGAAAUCUCGUGUUGCAGGACGGUCCUUACGUAAUUUAGAAACAGGCCAUUUGAAGUCUGAAAUGGCAUCGAAUAUGGCUCCUUUCACAUUAAGCACUUAGAAACAAAGGAAAAGGGGCCUUAGUAAUUAGAUGGGAUAAGCAAAAAGGAAGAGCCAGAUAGGGCACUGUCUGCCGGGAGAUCUUCCUACCCAUUGCUUUGUUCUUUCUCAUGGGAGUUGUCAGGUCUGAAAACAGCAUUCAAGCAGGAAAACAUGCACCGCGGUAGCCUCAGCUUUCCAGGACUUGGUGUUCUCAUGGCUUGAGAUGGCUCUGCUCCUGACCUCUCCUUAUUUCACCAGAAAGGGGCCAGAGAGAGGCCCGGAUUUCCCUACAACUCAGACAGAAGAAUGAGGGCAAAAUUAUUAUUGCCUCAACUGCUUUAUUGAACUUAAUUAUUUUUUUAAUUUUAUUUAUUUAUUUGAGAGAGAGAGAGCACAAGCAGGGGGAGAGGGAGAAGCAGACUCCCUGCUGAGCAGGGAGCCUGUUGCUGGGCUCGAUGCCAGGACCCUGGGACCAUGACCUGAGCCGAAGGCAGACCCUUAACUGACUGAGCCACCCAGGCACCCCUGAACUUAAUUAUUAAUCAGCAUUCACUGCUGAAAUUUAGGUGACUUGGCUAAGUCAUUCUUUUGCUCUACUACACAUUUUAAAUUCAGGCAUGGCAAUGCUGAAUCUUCUUCAUGUCACUGUGAAUUUUUUUUUAAAUAUUUAUUUAUUUGACAGCACAAGCAGGGAGAGCAGCAGAGGGAGAGGGAGAAGCAGGCUCUCUGCUGAGCAGGGAGCCCGAUGCAGGGCUCGAUCCCAGGACCCUGGGAUCAUGACUUGAGCCAAAGGCAGCCGCUUACCCAACUGAGCCACCCAGGCGCCCCGUUACUGUGAUUUUUCCCUUUUUCAUGAAGGGAAAAUUCUUUUUUUUUUUUUUAAAGAUUUUAUUUAUUUGAGAAAGAGAGCGGGAGAGAGCAAGAGAGAGCGCACACAAGCAGGGUCAGAGGGAGAAGCAGACUCCCUUACUGAGCAGGGAGCUUGAUGCAGGACUCCAUCCCAGGACCCCGAGAUCAUGACCUGAGCCGAAGGCAGACGGUUAACUGAGCCACCCAGGCGCCCCUAUGAAGGGAAAAUUCUAACAGUGUUAUGCCUUAAAAAAAGCCUCAAUACUCCAUCUGACAUUGGCUCUGUUUCCCUUAACCUAACAAAUAGAUUUUGAAGAAAUCUUCCAUAUAAGAAAGGCUUUUAUUUCUCUGGCCACAAAUGAAAGUGUCUUCACCUGUUAAAACUUAAAUACAGACCUAAUCAGUAUAAAUGAAAUUGGGCAUUCAUACCUUCAGGAAUCAAUUAAAUAAUAAUUUCCUUUUAAUUGACAGUUGUGUUGACUCUUUGAGUUUCUUUUCUGAGACUUAGCUCUCAGAUUUGAUAUAUUUCAUGUUAAAUUUAAUGAAUCCCAUAAACAAAGUGGUCAUGAAAAAGAAUUUGAUCCUGAAGUCCAGGGUUGGUUGAUUACAAAGCUCUUACUUGUUUUAGAGAUGGAAACAUG